AUGAGAUUCCGCAAAAAGAAAACCAAGGUCGAAGACAUUGGUGCCAUGGACGAAACUCCUGAGGAUGAGACCUUUUUCAAAGAGGAAGCCAAGCGCAAUCUAGAAGAGUUGUGUAACGAAUUGAUUGAACGUACCAAGAGGGAAACCGAACUCAUUCGACAGCACUUGGGAAUUGAUGAUAGGGGGUGUUGUUUACGACAUCCCAACCAAUUCAUUACUGACAAGGUAUUGCCCAAUCGGCGCUUUGAAACCAUCAAAAUUUGUUUGAUUUGCGAUUCCGAAUUAAAGGCCGGUGGAAAAGCUCAGCGCAAGAGUAUGACCAAUGUGAUUUCCGACUUGAACACCCUUAUUGAAGACAAGACGGCCUGGCGCAACAAAACCAGUGUCAUGUACAAUGGACAAAUUCCAGAAGAAGAGGAAGAAAAUGAAGAAGAAGAAAACGCAGGCACCACCUUCAAGAAAUGGGAACCCGCCAAUCCAGAAGUGGAGCACAAGGAUUUCUCCCACAUGCUCAAAUUCUACAACCCAGAAGUGGAAGAAGAACAAGCCAAGGCUCGAAAAAAGAGCUUUCGAAAGAAAAAGAAGGCAGGAGACGAUGAAUCGGAAGAUAUUUCCGCCAUCAUCGAGCAUGAAGACGUUAUGUGGAAGGAGGAAGUCAAGCAACGAGUAGCACACGUACGAGCAUGGGAUGGUGACAUGGCACUGAAGCAGAAUCCUGUCUAUGCCAAGUACUUUCGAAUGGUCAAUGUUGGCAUUCCCAUGCAAGGCAUCCAACAGGCAAUGGAGAUGGACGGCUUGGACAUUCGUAUCAUGUCGUUGGAUCCCAAUCGGCCACUCCAAGAUCAAGUUGAUGACAUUCCGGACAUGUCCGAGGAGGAACGAGAAACGUUACGCCGGGGUGAUCAAUUGGCCUUGAUGAGAGAUGAUGAUAUCUUUGAACCCUUGACCAUUGACGAAACUGUGGAAAUGAUUCAUCGAGCUUAUGAACGACGGGCCUACUUUAUGCAAGAACUAGAAGACGAAAGAAAUCCGGAGAAACGAAAGUUGCAGAAGAAGCUCAUGAAGAAACUUGGAAAGGGGAGAGCGCCUCCACCACCUCUGAUUGAACCAAAAAGACGAGAAUUGCCACCCAAACCAGAAGAGGAAGGAAAAGGAGAGGAAGAGGAGGAAGAAAAUAAGAUCGAAAGGCGACCAGCUCCUUCACCAAGAGCAAGGCCUGCGUCUUCUCCUCUUACCGUCGAUACCACCGUGCCACCCAAGAGAUCCAGCCGCGGCGUGUCCUGGUCAAACCGAGAACAAGUAACCACUACAGAAGAUAUCGACAGUAGUCUCAGGGGAGAGCCAAGGUCACAGUCCCGUAUCCAUACCCCGUCAUCUGUGAGCAGCACCCACGCGACCAUGGGCACCCCUAGAGCUGCUGCUACACCUUCUCCCAAGGGUGGUCUCUUGUCUGCUGAUACAGCGGAUUCCCAGCCUCCCGUACUCUUUCCCGAACCAGAUGACAAAUUGCCGGGGUUCUAUUCGGACGAAGAAUUGUUACGAAUCUCGAAAAAGAGACGCCCCUUCAAGCCGGUCACCAAACUUGGUGCUACGAAAUAUGCCGUGGCCCGCACCAAGGAAGAACUCGCGCAAGCCGAAAAGGAAUUGCUCCAACGAACGGUCAUUACCAAUAGUCUCAAGACGCAAUUGGAACGUUUGCAAAAGGCAUUGGAAGAGGCGGAUAUGGACGUGGAGGAUUUGCAACACGAAUUGUACCAACUGGACCCGGCCGAUCCGCUCUGUACCCGCCCCUCCAAGCAAGAAGAAAAGCAGGACGAGGACGGUCCAUCCUCACCCUUUAAAAAUGUGGACCGCAGCGAUGUCGUCAAGGCUCGCAUGUCAAAAUUGUCCAUCAUGCCAAGAACUCUUCCACGAUGA
Messenger RNA from Cylindrotheca closterium, 1917 nucleotides. NCBI's taxonomy places the organism in Eukaryota, Bacillariophyta, Bacillariophyceae, Bacillariales, Bacillariaceae. The record is from the annotation of a GenBank genome assembly.